AUGAUGUUCUUCAAUGCGCCGAGCCGAGACUGGCGCGGGUUGGGGCGGUUCAAGGAACUGGAGUGGAGGAGCGAGCAGGAGGCGCUGCCCUUGCUCGACAAGAUGCGGGGACUGCGCGAUCUGGAGCUGGAAUGGGACGACAAUUGGGUGUACGUGGGUCCCCACUUCCUUUCGUGUCCGGGGCUCGACCACGACGUGGACUACUUCUACCAGCUCGACGACGAGCCCCGGAGCGGCGCGGCCCUCGCCUCGGUGCUGCGGGACGAGCAGAGGGACUUCACCGUGGACGAGCGCGAGAAGCAGGUCCUCUACGACAACGCGCGCCACCAGAUCAGCAAGUGCGACGUCCUCUACGCACGCCUCACCGACCAGAAGGACUGCUUCUGGGCCUUUGUCGAGAUUGGCAUCGCUGCCGCCCUCGGAAAGCGGGUGUACAUCGACUGCCCGGUGGAGUCUCACGACACCUGGCUCCUCCCCCACCUCUCCGAGCAAUCGAAGGGCACCCGGGAGGAAUACGUGGCCAUCCCGUGGGCGCUGUACAAACACUGA
Molecule: messenger RNA, 549 nt
Organism: Acanthamoeba castellanii str. Neff
Lineage: Eukaryota; Discosea; Longamoebia; Acanthamoebidae
Exons: 3
Coding region: 1-549 (182 amino acids)
Source: RefSeq, a predicted model, not a curated record